CGUUUCUGUGACUUCGUUCGGUGCAUUGGGUUCUUCGCUGGUGAUACCCUUGCUUUGUUGGAGUUUGCUGCCUUGGAUUCUGUUGGUCCGAUCAGUUCGACGGACCACACCCCUCUACCUCGAACACUCGCCUUGACGGCUUUUUUCUUCUUCCCCGACAGGUCUUCCUGUUCGGCUGAUAUACGUUUGAGACGCAAAAAAAACAUAAAAACACCAACUCGGCGCAGAGGCCUGAGACUGCUCUGCCCCUCACUCGAUCUUCUUUACCCAUCCGAAACCACCUCAGUCGCGAAUCGUCGCAUGUUCCUUUCCCAGUAACCGCGGCGAUGCUUAUCGAUGGCGAGAAGUGGGCUUGUGAAGCUUGCGUCCGGGGUCACCGUGUCAGCAGCUGUCACCACAGUGACCGCCCCUUGACCCACAUCAACAAAAAAGGCCGUCCGGUCUCUCAAUGCGCUCACUGUCGCGGCCUACGCAAGUCACGGACAACCCACACUAAGUGCGAGUGUGGUGACAAGAAAAAGAAUUGCCACAAGAAUGACUCAGAUCCCAACGCUGUUGAUAAGCGGGAUCUCAAGCAGGACUCCCGUCCAAGAUGUGGCUGCACUCAUGGACAGCGCUGCACCUGUGCGCUGAAGAAGGAACCCCACUUGGAUACCGUUCCGGAGACUGGCCUCCCUCCACCCCCAGCUGUGGCUUCGUUGGAUCAGCCCAAGAAGCCGCAGCUGACGUCGACCAAAUCGGAGAGUACCCUGACUAUCUUCCGGGAUGGUCACCACAAGCCGGCCCAUAAGCACAACGACAUGGCUCACAAGUGCGGUCUACCUUACACGAUACCCCGGUCUCAUACCAUCCAUGCAACGUCCGAUGUGGCCCGCCGCUCGGUCGACCAUCUGCCUUUGGCCCAGCCGACCAUGCUCAAUGAUGGUCUCACAAACCCGUCCGCAGAACAGUCGCCCCCUCGCGGACUCCAUCGUCGUGUCAAGUCCGAACAUGGUUCGCCAGAGAGUGCUCCCGUCAUAUCGCCGGACAAUGUCCCGACAACCAUUCCCCCACUCGACCUUUCGUCCUUUUUCUCUCAAGUUCAGACAACGGAGAACCCCGGCGACGUUGGCGUUCCCGAACCAGUCUCGAUGCCUAUGAAGACGCCUCUGGACCAGCUUGUGACCUCUGGGUUACCUUUCGACGUGUCCUCAUACUCUCGCUUUCCAACAACUAGAACCUCGCCUGUCAAUUGCGUGGCGUUCCAAGAUCCGUACAAGGAGCCGUUUUUUACAUCACCAGAUGGCGACAUGUCUCUCGGAUCGACCGCAUUCAGCGCUCCCCCUGUCGACUGGUCAAGCUUCCCUCUGUACUCCUCGGAAGUGCCAGCCGCGACAAGUACUCAAGCACCCUCUUACGCGAGCUUCGAUUACAACUCGAUGGCUCCCGGCUUUGCGGCGCCCUCUUCAUCCGGGGACAUCUCUGAAGCGGAUGAGUUCGCACCGAUGCCUGGCUUGGGCCGCACCGGCAGUGACCUGCAUGACCUCAACAGCGUCAGCGAGGGCUCCGAUAUCGACCAUUUCCGGCUCAGCUCGGCAUCAUCAUUCAUCGGACUUCCUCAGGCGCAGCUCUUGGCAUCUAGCAACCUCGAGUCUCUUGAUAUUGACGAUUUCCUCAAGUCCGCCAAUGAAUCCACGGCUGCGCUAGAACAUCAACUCCAGGCGAACAUGGGCAUGGAAGCCAAGUCCCUUCCAUCAGAGGAUGCCUUUGGUAUGUCGACUGCAGAGGCGUUCAAGCCAAUGAGCACCCCUCCUGACAGCAUGGUAAUAACAACGACGCCCUCCACUGAUGCUGUAUGGACCGUUGGGCUAUACGAUCCUAACACCGCAACCAUGGGCGAGGGAAACGACGCCAAUUUCUAUGUGCCGCCAUGGGUGCAAUAGGGCCUUGAUGGGGUGCAGCUUCUUCUAUAGCUUUGCGAUCUGUUCGCUGCACCUUAACACCACCUCCACACCGUCUGAGUGACAACCACGUCUUCAUGACC
Molecule: messenger RNA, 2023 nt
Organism: Aspergillus sclerotioniger CBS 115572
Lineage: Eukaryota; Fungi; Ascomycota; Eurotiomycetes; Eurotiales; Aspergillaceae
Product: copper fist DNA binding domain protein
Exons: 3
Coding region: 327-1922 (531 amino acids)
Biological process (GO): intracellular copper ion homeostasis; positive regulation of transcription by RNA polymerase II; intracellular iron ion homeostasis
Cellular component (GO): nucleus
Molecular function (GO): RNA polymerase II cis-regulatory region sequence-specific DNA binding; copper ion binding; DNA-binding transcription factor activity, RNA polymerase II-specific
Source: RefSeq, a predicted model, not a curated record